This is a messenger RNA of Daldinia loculata, 843 nucleotides long. Its product is annotated as alpha/beta hydrolase fold-domain-containing protein. The transcript is spliced from 3 exons. Bases 144 to 605 code for a protein of 153 amino acids. NCBI's taxonomy places the organism in Eukaryota, Fungi, Ascomycota, Sordariomycetes, Xylariales, Hypoxylaceae. The record is from RefSeq and is a predicted model, not a curated record. Gene Ontology annotation, molecular function: hydrolase activity.
ACAAGCUACAAUUAAAGGAUUAUACAUUAACUAACUCUGGACUAUAGUGUAAAAAGAACGCGAAAACUCUCGGAAUCAAUCCUGAGAAGAUCAUUGUUGCCGGGAGCAGCGCGGGAGGCAAUCUCGCGCCGGUCGUGGCCAUAAUGGCUAGGGAAAAUGGCAUUACCGGCAUCAUCGCCCAAGUCCUUCACUUCCCCGCCGUCUGCCAUCCCAAGUUCUUCCCCCGGGAUAAAUAUGAAUACGGCAGUUACAUUCAAAACUCGGAAAAUCCUGUUCUUAGCACUCUAAGGAUGGAGGCUUUCCUUAGGGCCUAUAAUCCUAACACUAAACCUGACUAUAGGCAUUCGCCUCUGCUUGCAGAAUCACUUACGACUCUUCCGCCAGCAUUGAUACAAUGCGCAGGCUAUGAUAUUCUCCGGGACGAUGCUUUCGCAUAUGCCGAAGCUCUCCAGGCUGCGGGUGUUGACGUUGAGAUAUACGGUUAUCAAGGUGUACCGCACUGUUUCCCUGCUGUCAUCCCCACCCAUCCUAGCACGCCGGUAUUCUACAAGAGGUUUAACAAUUUCUUGAAGAAGCAUGCGACUAGUUCCCUUCAUGAGAAAUGAAGUAACUAUGGCAAUAGGGAGAUGCAUUUGAUAAAGACUUCGCGCGCAUGGUAAAAUCAACGAUAGGGUUGAGAAUGAUAUGAGCAUAUUUUUAGUGUCUGUUUAGGCGUAAUGAGAUUCGUAUAAAUUUUUUCCAUCAUAGUUAGUAUUUGCUGCACGAUCAUAAGAGGCACUUAAGUUAUUCUUUUCCAUAUACUUUCCCAUAAUAACGUCACAAUCACGAUACACUCAAGUGUAU